AUGGCUGUAUAUUCGCCGGACGAGUUAGUAUGGUGUCGGGUCUUCUCAUUAUCACUUAAAGAAGAGGCCUUGGAUUGGUUCCAUUCCCUAUUGCCAGCAACAAUUGAUAGUUUCACUACUUUGCGGCAGAUGUUUAGUCAGCAGUAUGCCUCAAAUAAGGUCCCGGGGGUAACGUACACCGCACUGGUAAGGAUGAGACAAGGGAGAGAUGAGUCCCUCAGGGCAUUUAUUUAUCGGUUCAACCGAACGGCGAGGCAAGUGAGGAAUGUGGACCAGAGGCUGAUAGUAGGUGCGUUAACAGCAGCGCUACGACCAGGACCAUUCUUUGACUAUUUACAUGCUGAGGAGCCUCAGAGUAUGGAGGAGCUACAGGACAGGUUGGCAAGCUUUAUUCGGGUGGAGGAGGGACGAGCCCACUAG
This is a messenger RNA of Vigna radiata var. radiata (mung bean), 420 nucleotides long. RefSeq lists its product as uncharacterized. The transcript has a single exon. NCBI's taxonomy places the organism in Eukaryota, Viridiplantae, Streptophyta, Magnoliopsida, Fabales, Fabaceae. The coding region runs from base 1 to 420 and encodes 139 amino acids. The record is from RefSeq and is a predicted model, not a curated record.